AACCCAGGUCCACCGGCCCUCAGUCCUCAGGUCCACCGGCGCUCAGUCCUCAGGUCCACCGGCCCUCAGUCCUCAGGUCCACCGGCCCUCAGUCCUCAGGUCCACCGGCCCUCAGUCCUCAGGUCCACCGGCCCUCAGUCCUCAGGUCCACCGGCCCUCAGUCCCAGUCCACCGGCCCUCAGUCCUCAGGUCCACCGGCCCUCAGUCCUCAGGUCCACCGGCCCUCAGUCCUCAGGUCCACCGGCCCUCAGUCCUCAGGUCCACCGGCCCUCAGUCCUCAGGUCCACCGGCCCUCAGUCCUCAGGUCCACCGGCGCUCAGUCCUCAGGUCCACCGGCCCUCAGUCCUCAGGUCCACCGGCCCUCAGUCCUCAGGUCCACCGGCCCUCAGUCCUCAGGUCCACCGGCCCUCAGUCCUCAGGUCCACCGGCCCUCAGUCAACAAGUCCGGUCCACCGGCCCUCAGUCCUCAGGUCCACCGGCGCUCAGUCCUCAGGUCCACCGGCCCUCAGUCCUCAGGUCCACCGGCCCUCAGUCCUCAGGUCCACCGGCCCUCAGUCCUCAGGUCCACCGGCGCUCAGUCCUCAGGUCCACCGGCCCUCAGUCAACAGUCACCGGCCCUCAGUCCUCAGGUCCACCGGCCCUCAGUCCUCAGGGUCAACCGGCCCUCAGUCCUCAGGUCCACCGGCCCUCAGUCCUCAGGUCCACCGGCCCUCAGUCCUCAGGUCCACCGGCCCUCAGUCCUCAGGUCCACCGGCCCUCAGUCCUCAGGUCCACCGGCCCUCAGUCCUCAGGUCCCCGGCCCUCAGUCCUCAGGUCCACCGGCCCUCAGUCCUCAGGUCCACCGGCGCUCAGUCCUCCACCGGCCCUCAGUCCUCAGGUCCACCGGCCCUCAGUCCUCAGGUCCCGGCCCUCAGUCCUCAGGUCCACCGGCCCUCAGUCCUCAGGUCCACCGGCCCUCAGUCCUCAGGUCCACCGGUCCACCGGCCCUCAGUCCUCAGGUCCACCGGCCCUCAGUCCUCAGGUCCACCGGCCCUCAGUCCUCAGGUCCACCGGCCCUCAGUCCUCAGGUCCACCGGCCCUCAGUCCUCAGCCCUCAGUCCUCAGGUCCACCGGCCCUCAGUCCUCAGGUCCACCGGCCCUCAGUCCCACCGGUCCACCGGCCCUCAGUCCUCAGGUCCACGGCCCUCAGUCCUCCCUCAGUCCUCAGGUCCACCGGCCCUCAGUCCUCAGGUCCACCGGCCCUCAGUCCUCAGGUCCACCGGCCCUCAGUCCUCAGGUCCACCGGCCCUCAGUCCUCAGUCCACCGGCCCUCAGUCCUCAGGUCCACCGGCGCUCAGUCCUCAGGGUCCACCGGCCCUCAGUCACCAGGUCCACAGGUCCACCGGCCCUCAGUCCUCAGGUCCACCGGCAGGUCCACCGGCCCUCAGUCCUCAGUCCUCAGGUCCACCGGCCCUCAGUCCUCAGGUCCACCGGCCCUCAGUCCUCAGGUCCACCGGCCCUCAGUCCUCAGGUCCACCGGCCCUCAGUCCUCAGGUCCACCGGCCCUCAGUCCUCAGGUCCACCGGCCCUCAGUCCUCAGGUCCACCGGCCCUCAGUCCUCAGGUCCACCGGCCCUCAGUCCUCAGGUCCACCGCGCUCAGUCCUCAGGUCCACCGGCCCUCAGUCCUCAGGUCCACCGGCCCUCAGUCCUCAGGUCCACCGGCCCUCAGUCCCAGUCCUCAGGUCCACCGGCCCUCAGUCCCGGCGCUCAGUCCAGGUCAGGUCAGGUCCACCGGCCCUCAGUCCUCAGGUCCACCGGCCCUCAGUCCACAGGUCCACCGGCGCUCAGUCCCAGGCCCUCAGUCCUCAGGUCCACCGGCCCUCAGUCCUCAGGUCCACCGGCCCUCAGGUCCACAGGUCCACCGGCCCUCAGUCCUCAGGUCCACCGGCCCUCAGUCCCACAGGUCCUCAGGUCCACCGGCGCUCAGUCCACAGGUCCACCGGCCCUCAGUCCUCAGGUCCACCGGCCCUUAGUCCACAGGUCCACCGGCCCUCAGUCCUCAGGUCCACCGGCCCUCAGGUCCACCGGCCCUCAGUCCACAGGUCCACCGGCGCUCAGUCCACAGGUCCACCGGCGCUCAGUCCACAGGUCCACCGGCCCUCAGUCCUCAGGUCCACCGGCCCUCAGUCCACAGGUCCACCGGCGCUCAGUCCACAGGUCCACCGGCCCUCAGUCCUCAGGUCCACCGGUCCUCAGUCCACAGGUCCACCGGCCCUCAGUCCACAGGUCCACCGGCCCUCAGUCCACAGGUCCACCGGCCCUCAGUCCACAGGUCCACCGGCCCUCAGUCCUCAGGUCCACCGGCCCUCAGUCCACAGGUCCACCGGCCCUCAGUCCUCAGGUCCACCGGCCCUCAGUCCACAGGUCCACCGGCCCUCAGUCCUCAGGUCCACCGGCCAGGAGCCGCCAGGCUGCUAGCGCUACUAGCAAUAAACAUCUCUCCUACUUCUCUUAUUGA
Procambarus clarkii (red swamp crayfish) is the source of this 2498-nucleotide messenger RNA. Lineage: Eukaryota; Metazoa; Arthropoda; Malacostraca; Decapoda; Cambaridae. The record is from RefSeq and is a predicted model, not a curated record.